This is a messenger RNA of Marchantia polymorpha subsp. ruderalis, 1387 nucleotides long. NCBI's taxonomy places the organism in Eukaryota, Viridiplantae, Streptophyta, Marchantiopsida, Marchantiales, Marchantiaceae. The record is from the annotation of a GenBank genome assembly.
GUCCGCCCGUCCGUCAGGCAGAAACGCAGACACGCAAGAAGAGAGCCCUCGAGGCGCAGAGUAACGAAGGGGAGAACGGAAUCUGAAGGAAGGGUUCGUUGUCCCGAAGAAUUCUGAAAGGAGGGUUUCGGUUUUGGUUCAGGCGUGGCGUUGCAUUUCCCUGUCUGAGAUUUGUGUAUCGGGUUCCUCGCGCCCGGACUGACCGACCUGUUGCUCGUCGACUGCACCUGCACCUGCACCUCCUUGCUGAUUCCGACAGUCUAGACGCUCUUCGCUUGUAAAACUGUGAUUUUGAAGGCGGGACACCAUGGAUUCCAUCCCACGAGAGGAUUUACAGAGGUUGAUGCUUUUUGAGCAAACUCGGGAGAAAGCUGCAAGCGAGUACCUUCGAUCACCGAAUGAUCCCGAUAAUCUGACUCGAUGGGGAGGAGCUCUGCUAGAGUUGGCACACUUUCGCCAGGGUCAGGAAUCAGCUGAUAUGAUUCAAGAAGCUGUAUCUAAGUUCGAAGAAGCCUUAAGGAUUGCUCCAAAGAAGCAUGAUACUCUUUGGUGUCUAGGAAAUGCACACACUUCCCAAGGGUUUUUGUUUUCAGACCCUGACAAGGCCAAUGAAUACUUCCAGCAAGCUGCUCGAUGUUUUCAGUUGGCUUUGGACGAGGAUCCACACAACGAACUCUACCAUAAGGGUAUUGAAAUGACGACCAAGGCACCGUCCCUGCACCAGGAAUUGCAACGACAACUGGCUACUCAAAUGGCGUCAUAUCAAGCCUCACAAGGUGGAGGCGGAGGUCCUUCCAAGGCGUCCAAGAAGAAGAAGAAAGACAACGACUUCAAAUAUGAUGUCAUGGGUUGGAUCGUAUUGAGCGUCGGAAUAGUUGCUUGGAUGAGCUUUGCGAAAUCCGCCCCUCCACCUCCACCCCCUUCAAUGAGAUAAGGGUGUCCAUAUCAGGACCUGAUUGAAAUGUAAAAGCCCCGUUGGAUGGACCUUUCGUGCGCAAUCGCGAUGUCCCCAGGGUUUGGUUUAGGUCACACUACGAUACGACAGAUGACGACUGGCUCUCAGGAUUGUGUCUCUAGAUUCCGUUCUUAUAGUCUGGAAGUCCAUAUCACUGGUCGAAAGGCACAGUACCGAUGUGUUCCUUGUUACCUCUUGGUUUUUAUAAAAGAGAAAGUUGAUUUGACAAUCAUCAAGACCUCGCGCUACCGCGUGGUAGAAGAGAACACAUUGCGGGAUAUUACCCUCUCCAUGUCCGCGUUUUCAAUCAUAUCGAAGCGUAAUAUGCUUCGAGAUAUGCGUCACGUUUGGAAACAGCACGAGAGCUGGUGGAUUUGUCCAUUUUAUCUGACAUCCCCCUCUAAUCAUCACAAAUGAAGGUUGAUAAUACUA